GAUGACGCAUUGGUAUUUGGUAGCACCAAUUUCUCUUUGUCAUAAAUUAUAACGGUAUAAGCAGACACAAGGCACAACUGCGCAGCACUCCCUCACCCUCGAGCUGUCUCCGUCACUUCCGUCCAGUCGCUGGACUGCUCCCGCCGCUGUCGCAAGUUGGAGCAUCGAAGAUUACAGUCACGAUCGUGCAGCUCUCCACCAUCGUCGCCGUUUCAGCUCUGGAAGCAGCGUCGCCGGACUCGCCUCCUGUCUCCGUCGCGCACCUCUGUUCCACCAUCGCCGGCGUCAGCUCGGUUGCACCGUGAAGCACAGUCGCCGAGAUCGCCUCCUGCCUCCGUGGCGAACUCUGUUCCACUGGCCAGCGCUACUCCCCCUGGGUCUGCUCUGCUCUGUUUUGUUCUGUUCUAUACUUCUAGCUUCUAGCUUCUAUAAUUUCUGAGUUAAUAUUGAGUUAAUCUGAAGUUAGGUUAAUCUGAUUCCGAUUAUGAAUUUCUGGUUUUGCAAUUUAUAUAUUAAUUUCUAGAAAUUGAGAAGUACCUAAUCCCCCUUUGACUAUUUCUCAUGAUUGUGGAUAUUUCUUAUAUAUAUAUAUCAGUAUAAAGCUUAGAAGAAGGAUAGAAAGAGAAUAUAACUGAAUUGGUUAAUGACUUAGACUCUAAUCUACUACCUUGCUUCCAGUUCCUUUAUUCUUUGAUCUGUUUCACUAGACCAAACAGUUUUAACUAAUAUCAUAUUCAUAUUGAAGUAGUGUUAUUUGAAUAGUUUGGAGAGCUCAGUUUUAAUUUAUAAUUUAUAAUUUAUAUUUUUGGGUUAGAUUAAUGAGAUUCUGAUUCAUGAUUUAUAUUUUGGAUUAAUGUGAUUUUGAUUCAUGAUUUAUAUUUCAUGAUUUAUAGAAUGUCUUCUUCGGAUGCAUUGAGUAAUACUCUUGAAAAGAGUACUCCAUCCGAAGAGUAAUUCUGAUUUUUAUUUGCAUGACUUAUGCUUGUGAUUUUUAUUACUGACUUUGAUUUUGAAGGAUUUGUAAUGCUGAGUUAUUGAGUCUGGUUCUAUGAUUCUGAAAUCUUUAUAAUUUUACUUUGAUUUUGAUUUUCUGAUGUUAAAUUGUUGAUUCUGGUUCCUAUGAUUCUGAAAUUUUUAUUACUGACUUUGAUUUUGAAAGAUUUGUAAUGCUGAGUUAUUGAGUCUGGUUCUAUGAUUCUGAAAUCUUUAUAAUUUUACUUUGAUUUUGAUUUUCUGAUGUUAAAUUGUUGAUUCUGAUUCCUAUGAUUCUGAAAUUUUUAUUACUGACUUUGAUUUUGAGAGAUUUGUAAUGCUGAGUUAUUGAGUCUGGUUCUAUUAUUCUGAAAUCUUUAUAAUUUUACUUUGAUUUUGAUUUUCUGAUGUUAAAUUGUUGAUUCUGAAUUUCUGAUUGCUAUGAUUCUGAAAUUUUUAUUACUAACUUUGAUUUUGAAAGAUUUGUAAUGCUGAGUUAUUGAGUCUGGUUCUAUGAUUCUAAAAUCUUUAUAAUUUUGAGAUGAUGAACUUGGACAGGAGAAUUAUGGAAUUAGCCCUCUCUAGUUGCUUGUUGAGGACCAUUGUAUUUUGAUUGACUUCAUUUAGUAAUUUUGUUCAGGUUCACUGUUCCUUUCAAUUUGAAUUUUUUUGGUGACUACCUUUCAAUUUGAAUUAAUUCUUCUAAAAUAAUUUUGUUAAUUUUUGGUGGUACUUAUUAGUUUUGUUGAUUGUUAAUUCUUGAUUUAAUUUAAUUUUGGAAAUGGGUAAGCGGAGGAGAUGGAAUAAAGCUGAAGUGGAUGCCCUAAUUGCGGGCGUGGAAAAACAUGGGUCUGGAGACUGGAUGACGAUUCUGAAUGAUCCUGAAUUUGCCCCCAUUCUGAGUUUGCGGAACAACGUCAGCCUCAAGGAUAAGUGGAGAAACCUUAGCAAUGAUGCUCAAGGGUCCACAAGUGGAAAGCCCUCUGAACUAGAGGCACUGCGAGCUGAACUAAAAUGCCUUCGUGAGGAGUUAAAACAAAUCAAAGAUGAACGUGCUUGUCUACAGAAGCAAGUAAAGGAUUUAACAGAAGAAGCAGCAAAGUACAAAGAAUUGAAGAGUUUGCUAAGAAUGUAUCUUAAUGGAUGAAGCCAAUAGGGGGACGGAUUUACUCAGCACUUGCCCCCAGUGAAUUUGGAAAAAUUAAUUAGUAGUUCUUAGUGAAUUGUCUAAUUUGCCCCCACCAUCUAAUUCAUUUUGACCCUACUGCCCACCCUCCAAAUCCCUAAUCAGCUAACCCUCCUUCCCUUUUUCAAUUUUGUUCUUCUGCUCCAGCCUCCAACCUCGGCUUGACCGCUUCCAGACUCCAGCCCUCAGUUACUGUCGUGUCGUCUGCCGCCACUCGCCCACUCCGUUCAGUCUUUCUCCCGCGUCGGCUCCGUCGGUUUCUCGUUGCAUCGCAGCGUGCCCGCGUCUGGUUCUGGCGCUGCGUUCCUUCAGUGUCUGGUGUAUGGUGAGGUCUUCUUCUUCUUCUUCUUCCUUGGUCUUCACAGCUGCAAGCCUUAAAUCCUCGUCUGGUUCUGUCUUCCCGUUCCUUCGGCGUGUAGAUCUGGUUCUGUCUUCAGCAGUUCAGGGUGUGCAGGGUGUCGCUGGUUCUGCCGCUGGGUGCCGCCGUGCCGCUGGUUCUGCCGCUGGUUCUGUCGCUGGGUGUCUGGGUCCUAGGUGCCGCUGGUUCUGCCGUUGGGUACCCUGCUUCAUUCAGUUUUUAUUCUCAUUUGCUGCAUUGUUAUUAAGUUGAUAUAGUUCAUUAACUCAUUCAAUUUGAUAUAGUUGAUUAAUUUGUUUUGAUGUGAUUGAGUUUAUUCUGAUGUAAAUCAUGUAAUUGUGUUCUGAUAGACUGAUAGAGUUCUAAUAUAAUUGUUGGUUACUUUGUUAAUUAACAAUUGUGUUCUGAUGGAAUUUUAAUGGAGUUAUGAUGUAAUUGUGUUCUGAUGGAAGAAUUGUUCUGAUGUAAUUGUGUUCUGAUGUAAUUGGCUUGACAUUUUCCUAUAGUAGAAGAAUUAUUUCGAAAAUAAAAAAACACAGAUCUAGGGAUUUAUGAUAUGAAUAAGAAUGAGAGGGGAAUCAGGGGAUUAUGAUAUGAAUGUUAGAAGGGAUGAUGAUUUAGAAGUUUACAGUACAUAGCUUUCAGUUUCUAUAGCAAGUAUUUUAAAGUACUUUCUGAUCAUUCAUUUCUAGCUUCCAAAGCAUGAACUCUAUACAUCAAAGCUCUGCCAUCUACAAUUG
This is a messenger RNA of Arachis stenosperma, 3256 nucleotides long. RefSeq names its product single myb histone 4-like. The record is from RefSeq and is a predicted model, not a curated record. Lineage: Eukaryota; Viridiplantae; Streptophyta; Magnoliopsida; Fabales; Fabaceae. Gene Ontology annotation, molecular function: double-stranded telomeric DNA binding. The transcript is spliced from 4 exons. The coding region runs from base 1754 to 2119 and encodes 121 amino acids.